Colletotrichum acutatum is the source of this 975-nucleotide messenger RNA. RefSeq lists its product as uncharacterized. The transcript is spliced from 2 exons. The record is from RefSeq and is a predicted model, not a curated record. The coding region runs from base 317 to 649 and encodes 110 amino acids. Lineage: Eukaryota; Fungi; Ascomycota; Sordariomycetes; Glomerellales; Glomerellaceae. Gene Ontology annotation, cellular component: mitochondrial outer membrane. Gene Ontology annotation, biological process: mitochondrial outer membrane translocase complex assembly; protein insertion into mitochondrial outer membrane.
GGAAACGGGGGAGAGAGCUCCAGGCGUUCCGAUCUCCGCUGUUGGCCCAUUCAAGCUGCACCGGCAUUAACCAUUGGAGAGACAUCGCGGACCUUGAAUCAAUCCUCCCCCGCGAACGCCCAUCAAGAGGGUCGUCUUGUAUCACAACAGCUACGAACAUCAAGCGGACGCGUGCCAGGGACAGAGUCUAGCUAUUUCCGAGAAGCAGCGUGCCGACCGAGCUCGAUACUCUCUUCCCCCGAUUCAUUCAACGCACCUGAACCCAAGAACCGAGCUGCCGACGUCCAAGAGCCGACCACGCCUGCCUUCCCCCGACAUGAUGGCAUCCACCGACUCCUUCAUCCUGCACGACGACGUCUCACCUUCCUCCGAUAACGACGAGAUUGACUCCCUGCCUUCAAUAUCGAGCAGCGUGCUAGACUCUGAGGAUGAAUCAGACGCACAGGAGGAAUGGGAGCGUAGUCUGGAGCAGGUCCAGCUCCUCUUGACCAUGAUCAUUGUACCCUUUGCCGGCAAAUACUUUGGUCGCAAGUUUGCAUACUGGAGCUGGUCACGAUACAUGGAAUGGAUGCACAACGUUGAGGUGCGGUGGACAAACAAGGGCGCUUUCAAGGCCGCCGGCGCGGCUGAGGCAGCGGCAACAUUAUAAGAAGCGCAACUGGGCCUUACUAGGCUCCUUGGAAAAACGAGACUUUGGGCAUUCUACUACCAAGCCUGCAACAUCUUGCAUGGUGUUCGGCGUGUAUACAUGGUUGGCGUUGAGGGCAAGUCGUCAUAGAAGACUAGGCGGCGUAUACUGAGGCGAGGCAUCCGGCCCGGCCCAGAAAACUAGAUCUAAAUCCAAUAUUUGAACGAACGUAUCCAGCUCGAUAUCAAGGCAGCAAGGCUCUACUGGUUCACAUUCACAAUGGGCUUGGUCUCCUUCCGGCCAAUCUCGGCGGUGAACACAUAAUCCAUAUCCGAUGAUUCUGUGUA